CUGAAGCUGCAGCAAGCGAGCGGUACGCGUUAACGGAUUAAACAGUGAUCAAGAUAAAUUAGACCCUUGUAUUCAGACCAACCAUAUCGUGUGUAAUACAAACGUAUAUAAAACGAAAAGGAACAAACAUUAAGAUAAACACGAAGACAAACGACAAGUGUUAAUAACAAAAAAUGAAUGUUGAAGAGUUUCGCAAAUACGGCAAGGAAGUGAUCGAUUAUAUAUGCCAAUAUGGCACCAACAUCGAAGAGCGUGAUGUGGCGCCCACCUUGGAUCCAGGUUACCUGAAGAAACUACUGCCAGCGGACGCUCCGCAGUCGCCGGAGUCGUUCAAGGACGUGCUCGAGGACUUCGAGCAGAAGAUCAUGCCGGGCGUGGUGCACUGGAACCAUCCCAAAUUCUUCGCCUACUUCCCGUCGGGCAACUCCUUUCCUUCCGUGCUGGGCGAUAUGCUAAGCAGCGCCAUUGGCUCCAUAGGCUUCAGCUGGGCCAGUUGUCCGGCGGCCGCGGAGUUGGAAACGAUCGUGAUGAAUUGGUAUGCCAAAGCCCUUGGGCUGCCUAAGGCAUUCGUUUCUGAUGCGCCUGGCAGCACUGGCGGCGGCGCCCUUCAAGGAUCUGCCUCCGAAUGCGUUCUAGUCUCCCUGAUUACUGCACGUGCCCGCGCCAUCAGCGAGCUGAAGGGCCAGACCAGUGUCCACGACAGCGUUUUUCUGCCUAGUCUAAUUGCCUACGCCAGUCGCGAGGCACACUCCUCCGUGGAGAAGGCCACCAAGAUGGCGCUGGUUAAACUGCGCAUUAUAGACGCUGAUGAACACGGGCGCAUGCGCGUGGACCUGUUGCGUCAGGCCAUUCAGAACGAUGUGAAUGCCGGUCUAACGCCCUUCUUCGUGGUGGCCACAGUGGGCACCACCGGCGGCUGUGCCUUCGACGACAUCACAGAAAUCGGCAAAGUGUGUCGCCAGGUGUCCAGCAUAUGGCUGCAUGUAGAUGGUGCCUACGCGGGCAACUCGUUCAUCCUUCCCGAGAUGAGGGUCUUCUCAGCUGGCCUGGAAUACGCCGACUCAUUCAACACAAACCCCAACAAGCUGCUGCUGACAAACUUUGAUGCCUCCGCAUUGUGGGUGCGGGAUGUGAUGACCCUUAAGAGCGCGCUCAACGUCAAUCCACUGUACCUUAGACACGAGCACUUGAACGGCGUGGAUUACCGCCACUACGGCAUUCCGCUGAGCCGCCGCUUCCGGGCCCUGAAGCUGUGGUUUGUGUUCCGAACCUACGGCAUCAAAGGCCUGCAGGAAUAUAUCCGCAACCACAUGGCCUUAGCCAAGAAAUUCGAGAUGCUGGUACGCAAGGAUGAGCGUUUCGAGGUUCGCAAUGAUGUCCACCUGGGCUUGGUCUGCUUCAGAAUGCGAACUGGCGACGAACCCAACCACAUGCUACUGGCCCAGAUCAACCACUCUGGCAAGAUGCACAUGACCCCGGCCAAGUUUAACGGCCGUUACGUUAUCCGCUUCUGCGUCACUUACGAGCACGCCACGGAGAAGGACAUUCUUGAUGCCUGGACCCAGAUAAAAUGCUUGGCGGAGGAGAUACUGCGGGACCACCAGCUGGAGUCAAGUUCCGUUCCCACAACGCCCGAGGGCUCGGAGCGGACAAGCUCGGAGCCAAUGGCUCCUGUAUCUGGCAAGCCACCCAUUAAGAAGAAGCUGACCAGGACCAAAUCCCUGCGAUUCUCCUUUACGCGCAGCAUCUCGCGGGAGCAAUACCAGAGCCAAAGCGAGCACCUAAUGGACGGAUGUACACCAAUUUUGGUGGUGGAUCCCAAGACACUUCAGGAGAACUUUCAGAAGGCUGCGGAUGACAACGAUCGGAACACCAACAACGGAAGCAACGGAGCCAUCAAUAGUACCAACAAAAACGGAAGCACGAAAUUAAAAAAUAUCUCCGACGUAGACACGGACGAGGGGAGUAACUGAACGCCAAGUCGGAAGGAACGGAUGUCGCGGAUUUACCUCUAGCUAGUAUUAAUUUGGAGCUGAAAUGAGGCCUUUACCUUAUGUCUACCGACUAACAAACAUUGCUCAAGUUGAAUUUAAGUACAUCUAUUAUGAAUUUAGGGUCUAAGUUUUGCUGAACUUCAUCUAAUUUAAUUAAAAGCUCAUUCAUUGCGAAUACUUUGUAGGUAGAAUAGGUCUACUAUCAUGAACAAAAGCACUUAUUUAUAAACAUUUUUUGACAUUUGU
Drosophila serrata is the source of this 2240-nucleotide messenger RNA. It is a transcript of the gene Tdc1, whose product is annotated as Tyrosine decarboxylase 1. Gene Ontology annotation, molecular function: pyridoxal phosphate binding; carboxy-lyase activity. The record is from RefSeq and is a predicted model, not a curated record. Gene Ontology annotation, biological process: carboxylic acid metabolic process; amino acid metabolic process. Gene Ontology annotation, cellular component: cytoplasm. Lineage: Eukaryota; Metazoa; Arthropoda; Insecta; Diptera; Drosophilidae.